AUGGUAGACAAGUACCAUGCUCUUGAAGUGAUUCAGCAAUCGGCUUUAGAGCAGAGUCUGGACAGCCUCGCCCUCACCAGCUUCGGGGUGAUGGACACCACCCUGGAGGAGGUGUUCCUAAAAGUGUCUGAAGAGGACCAAUCUCUGGAGAACAGUGACGCUGACAUGAAGGGGUCCCCGGGGGGAAGCUCAGUGGGGAAAUCCUCAGUGGGCUCAGCUGGCCUGGGAUUGCCACAGGAGGGUUCUGGACCUUCAGUGGAGAGUGAGAAUCCGGAGGUGGAGCUGAGUAAUCUGAUGUCGAGCUCCACCAUGAGCCAGAGCCAGUCAUCUCUCAAAUCCUCCUCGUCCAUUGGUUCAGUGAGGGGCGAUGAGGGGGGGCUCCACGCAGACUUCUAUGGAGAUUACUGUCCGCUCUUUGACAGCGGCCAGGAGCCAGACUCUGCCAUUCUGAGGG
Molecule: messenger RNA, 454 nt
Organism: Notothenia coriiceps (black rockcod)
Lineage: Eukaryota; Metazoa; Chordata; Actinopteri; Perciformes; Nototheniidae
Product: ATP-binding cassette sub-family A member 2-like
Exons: 3
Source: RefSeq, a predicted model, not a curated record